AUGUCUUUCUCAAGAUCAUCAGCUCAAUCUCUCAAGCAAGCUCUCCGAGCUACUGCCCCUAAGGCAGCUGGCCGACAAGUAGCCAAGAGAUCUUACUCUCUCCUCGCUAGAGAAGCUCCCAAGGCCAUGAUGGCUUCCAGACUCGGUGCCACUCGAGGUGUCAAGACCCUCGACUUUGCCGGUACCAAGGAAGUCGUCUACGAGCGAGCUGAUUGGCCUCUUGACAAACUCCAAGACUACUUCAAAAACGAUACCCUUGCUAUGAUCGGUUACGGUUCUCAAGGACACGGUCAAUCCCUCAACGCCAGAGAUCAAGGUCUUAAAGUUAUCGUUGGUGUGAGAAAAGGUGGUGAAUCUUGGAAACAAGCUCAAGAAGAUGGAUGGGUACCCGGAGAGACCCUCUUCGAUAUCCCUGAAGCUAUCGAGAAGGGAACAAUCAUCAUGAACUUGCUCUCUGAUGCCGCUCAAUCUUCCACCUGGCCCGAAAUCGCUCCUUUAAUCACUAAAGGUAAAACUCUUUACUUCGCUCACGGUUUCUCCGUUGUUUACAAGGAUGACACCCACGUCGUUCCCCCCAAGGAUGUAGAUGUCAUCCUCGUCGCUCCUAAGGGAUCCGGACGAACCGUCCGAACCCUUUUCCUCGAAGGACGAGGUAUCAACUCCUCCAUCGCCGUCUACCAAGACGUCACCGGUCAAGCUAAAGAGAAGGCCGUUGCUCUCGGUAUCGCCGUCGGUUCAGGAUACCUUUACGAGACCACUUUCGAGAAGGAAGUGUACUCUGAUCUUUACGGAGAACGAGGUGUUCUCAUGGGUGGUAUCCAAGGAAUGUUCCUUGCUCAAUACGAAGUUCUCCGAAAGAACGGACACUCUCCCUCUGAAGCUUUCAACGAAACUGUCGAGGAAGCUACUCAAUCCCUUUUCCCCUUGAUCGGUAAAUACGGUAUGGAUUACAUGUACAACGCCUGUUCCACCACCGCCCGACGAGGUGCUCUUGACUGGGCUCCUAAAUUCAAGGAAGCAAACCUUCCCGUCUUUGAAGCUCUUUACAACUCUGUCCGAGACGGUUCCGAAACCCGACGAUCUCUUGAAUUCAACUCUCGAAAGACCUACAGACAAGAUCUCCAAAAGGAACUUGACGAAAUUGACAACCAAGAGAUCUGGAGAGCCGGUAAGACCGUCCGAAACCUCCGACCCGAUGCCAACAAGGAUGAACUUUAA
This is a messenger RNA of Kwoniella botswanensis, 1218 nucleotides long. Its product is annotated as ketol-acid reductoisomerase, mitochondrial. Gene Ontology annotation, biological process: L-valine biosynthetic process. Gene Ontology annotation, cellular component: mitochondrion. The coding region runs from base 1 to 1218 and encodes 405 amino acids. Lineage: Eukaryota; Fungi; Basidiomycota; Tremellomycetes; Tremellales; Cryptococcaceae. The record is from RefSeq and is a predicted model, not a curated record. The transcript is spliced from 7 exons. Gene Ontology annotation, molecular function: ketol-acid reductoisomerase activity.